UCUUAGCCUAGAUAGGACUGAGGGGGCGGGGACUAGAGUCUGCACUCUCGAGGGCGCUGAGGGGGAGGGGAUUGAAUGGCUCCAGAACUGAGCCGCUGCCGACUGCGAGGAGCAGGUUGGGAACCCCGCGCACUUGUUUCAGUCCUUAAGGAGCCGCAUAGAAUGUGGCACGAGGCAACUCAAUGUUUGAUUCCCGGAUUUGAUCCUGACAGUGGAAACUUCUGUUGCACUUCUGCAGCAUGAGAGCCAGACCUGGAUGGGAGGAGGAGCAUAAUUCCCGACAUAGAUCUGCCAAGAAGGACAAGUCUCCCAGCUCCUGAUCUAAAAUAAACAAGGGGAAGACAAAAGGAGGACAGGAGUGAAAGACAAGUACAGCAGAGUGAAUAGAAAGUUCUCUCCUGGGUCACCAUUCCUUGAACAUCUGAAGGUGGUGGAACUACAAAGGGGGCUUUCUUUGCCAAUUUUAACAUCAAGGACGGUCUGUACGAUAUACUGAAUCAUGCCGUUAGUCAAAAGGAAUAUUGAACCUCGGCAUCUUUGCAGAGGAGCUCUGCCUGAGGGAAUUACUAGUGAAUUAGAAUGUGUAACCAAUAGUACUCUUGCUGCUAUUAUACGCCAACUAAGCAGCCUAAGCAAGCAUGCUGAAGACAUAUUUGGUGAGCUGUUUAAUGAGGCCAACAACUUCUACAUCAGGGCAAAUUCUCUACAAGACAGAAUUGACUGCCUUGCUGUCAAAGUUACCCAGCUGGAUUCAACUGUGGAAGAAGUGUCAUUACAGGAUAUCAGCAUGAAAAAAGCAUUCAAAAGUUCUACAAUACAGGAUCAGCAGGUGGUUUCAAAGAGCAGCAUCCCCAAUCCUGUAGCUGAUAUUUAUAAUCAGAGUGACAAACCACCUCCACUGAAUAUUCUUACUUCAUAUAGAGAUGAUAAAAAGGAUGGGUUAAAGUUCUAUACUGAUCCCUCUUACUUCUUUGACCUUUGGAAAGAAAAAAUGUUGCAAGAUACAGAAGACAAACGAAAAGAGAAGAGAAGACAAAAGGAGCAAAAGCGUAUAGAUGGCACAACUCGUGAGGUGAAAAAGGUUAGAAAAGCAAGGAACAGGCGCCAGGAGUGGAAUAUGAUGGCAUAUGACAAAGAGCUUAGACCAGACAACAGGUUGUCUCAAAAUAUAUACCAUGGAGCAUCAUCCGAGGGAUCUCUGUCCCCUGAUACUAGGUCUCAUGCCUCAGAUGUUACCAGCUACUCAUAUCCUGCUACUCCAAAUCAUUCCCUCCAUCACCAGCCAGUGAUGCCUUCAUAUGGAGCAGGAGAUGGAGCUCAGUAUGUGCUUGCAAACCAGGGCCUUGAACAAGAAUAUAGGUCACCUUCUACAACACUGCGACAUGCUACCUUAAAUAGACCUCAACAACCACCUCCACCCCCACCCCAAGCCUUAGAUGGCUCCCUAGGCACUGUGUCACUGGUACCAGCAGAUUAUGGGAUGCUUGCAGCUCAGAUGGUGGAUUAUUACAAUCCUUCAGGACCCCCGCCGCCUCCCCCUCCACCCAUGAUUCCUUCUGCACAGACCGCUUUUGUUAGUCCUCUCCAAAUCCCUGUGCUCCCUUCCCAUCCUGGACUAGUGACGGGAUCUGUGUAUGUUGCUGCUCUUCAUCCUCCUCCUACUGGGCUUGCUGUUACAGCUCCCCCUCCUCCAGGCCCGCCUCCUCCUCCUCCAGGCCCUCCUGCUGCAGGAUCCUCUCUCUCAUCCUCUCCAAUGCAUGGGCCUGCAGUGGCUGAGGCAAAACGGCAUGAGCCCACACAGUCUCCUGUCAAUGGUGCUCGAAGUGAUCUUCUGGCUGCUAUUCGGAUGGGAAUCCAGCUGAAAAAAGUACAAGAGCAGCGUGAACAAGAAGCUAAGCAUGAGCCUGUUGGAAAUGAUGUGGCCACAAUUCUUUCUAGGCGCAUUGCUGUGGAGUACAGUGAUUCAGAAGAUGAUUCGGAAUGUGAUGAGAAUGACUGGUCAGACUGAAAACUGGAGAACCAAAGCAUUCUAUUAAUUUCUUAAGGAAAUUAUUUAUGCCAUGUGGGCACUGAUGUUUGCUUAAACAAGUUCAUGAUAUUCAGGAUGCUGUCAUUUAGCAAAUUUGGUCAGAAUGUUAUGAUUAUACAAAUCUAGAACUGUUUUAUUUUCAGUAUUUGCUGCAUAAUAUAUAAAUGCCACUGAAUAUAGCAAAUUGCAGAGAGAAAUCAUUGUUUUGAUCAUGAACUUAUAUUGUAUAUAUUGUUUGAAUAUUAUAAACAAUUUCCUUUGGUAUUUUGAAAUCUUUCUAAGCUGUUGCUAAAGGUUAAUUGUAUUACAUGGCAUAGCAAUAUUCUCAGACCUCAAAACAUCACUAAUUUGCAUUUUUUGGUCUAUGUUCUCUGAGAAUACCUAAAGCUGGCAGCAGUUAAACAUAUUUUGCUUAUUUUUAAGUCCUGUAUGUUGGGAGAUUAUUUUACCAUCAUAGCUGCACUUUAAAAUAAUCAGGGGGUUAGAGUCAUACAGACAGUAUCUGAGGAAUUGGGUGACAUCAGCUUAAAUGCUGGGAUGUUGAAUUUUUUUCUGUUAUCUGAAUUUUUUUGAGUUUUCAUCAUCAUUUUAAAAAAUCUAAUUUAUACCAGGCACACUCAAGUGUAUGGUUAAAUGGAUCCUAAAAUGGCAACCAUAUUUUUCUUAGGAAUAGCUGAGCUCAGAAAGUAAGAUCAGUUGUGUACCACGUUCAUCCUACAUGCAGCUUAUGAGUGACUGGAACAUUUUCUUUAUAGUUGCAACACCCAAAUAAACCUCAAAUAUUAAACAAUCUCAGCUCAAGUUGAUAUAAAUAAUUCUUUUACCUCUCAUGUAUUGUUUAAAAUGUUGUAUAUAUUACAUGUAGGUAGGCAUGUAGUCCCUUUGUCAACUUAAGGGGACACUUGUGUCAUAUUUGACACAAUAUGGGUUCCU
Rhineura floridana is the source of this 2962-nucleotide messenger RNA. It is a transcript of the gene WASF3, whose product is annotated as WASP family member 3. The record is from RefSeq and is a predicted model, not a curated record. Gene Ontology annotation, cellular component: SCAR complex; cytoskeleton. Bases 500 to 2008 code for a protein of 502 amino acids. The transcript has 12 exons. Gene Ontology annotation, molecular function: protein kinase A regulatory subunit binding; actin binding; Arp2/3 complex binding. NCBI's taxonomy places the organism in Eukaryota, Metazoa, Chordata, Lepidosauria, Squamata, Rhineuridae. Gene Ontology annotation, biological process: actin cytoskeleton organization; positive regulation of Arp2/3 complex-mediated actin nucleation.